Messenger RNA from Westerdykella ornata, 708 nucleotides. RefSeq lists its product as uncharacterized. NCBI's taxonomy places the organism in Eukaryota, Fungi, Ascomycota, Dothideomycetes, Pleosporales, Sporormiaceae. Bases 1 to 708 code for a protein of 235 amino acids. The transcript has 2 exons. The record is from RefSeq and is a predicted model, not a curated record.
AUGGGCGGCAACAACACCACCACCAACAACACUACAAACAUCAUUAUCAAUAACAACUUUGCACCGAACCCUCCAACGCCGAACUUCAUUGACACUCUUCUGACAUGGGUCAACGACAUGGUCAGCGGUAGCCCAUUCCCGAUCACCGGGGACCUAAACAAGGAUGAGCCCACUCUCCAGACAGCUGUUCAGCAGGUCGCGAUCACAGCAUUCCUUCAAAAGUACAACUAUGCAUACAAUGGCGCCAACACUAGCCCGCCCAACUACAACGGUAGCAAGUUCUUUGGUACCCCUGAGGACUUCACCAAUGUCGCCCAGAACGUGCUUGCUACCAACAUCAAUAUUUACGUAACUAACGACCUCUUCAUUGACGACUCUCUUAUCCCUCAAUGGGCCCUCAAGAAAAUGCGCAACGAUCUGGCCACCUGGGUCCAGGUAGUGGCUGGGAAGCCCGUCAUCAAGGGAUGGCAGAUUGCACCUUACACGAGGUACUACAAUGAUCCCUCUGGGAAGGAAAACAUUUCUGUUGAUGCUCAGACCUUGUACACAAUUGUCGAUGCUCUAGAUCAGAAGGGAAACCCACAGAAGACACUUUUCUUGUCUUUUGUAGGUGUAUGGUAUGGUGUCAGUGCUACAUUUGAUCUUACGCCACCUCAAGGCACACAGAAGGAACUUGUCAAGCAACAAGUCGUUGGGUAUGGAAACUAA